Eleginops maclovinus (Patagonian blennie) is the source of this 852-nucleotide messenger RNA. RefSeq names its product polyubiquitin-like. Gene Ontology annotation, cellular component: cytosolic small ribosomal subunit; cytoplasm; nucleus. The transcript is spliced from 2 exons. Gene Ontology annotation, molecular function: protein tag activity; ubiquitin protein ligase binding; structural constituent of ribosome. Bases 147 to 617 code for a protein of 156 amino acids. The record is from RefSeq and is a predicted model, not a curated record. Gene Ontology annotation, biological process: modification-dependent protein catabolic process; protein ubiquitination. Lineage: Eukaryota; Metazoa; Chordata; Actinopteri; Perciformes; Eleginopidae.
GCCGAUCAGCUGGGCACACUGUAUAUAAACAGUAGAGAGAGGAAACCUCAGACAGCUGCGACAGCACAUCAAUUCCUGACACCGUCUGAAGAACACCGAAGUUUCUGGCAUUUAUUUUCUAAACUGAUCUCAAGGCCACUUUCAUCAUGGAACUAAUCAUCAGUAUGCUGAAUGGGUCCUCCCACACCAUGAAUGUGCACCCGCAGGACACAGUGGGUUCUCUGAAAAUACUCAUCCAGCAGGACCUUGGGUUUCCACGUGAGACGCAGAGGCUGGUCUUUGUGAACGGCUCCAGCACACCUCUCAACAACGACUCUGCGACCCUCGAGUCCUAUGGUCUGCACUCCGGGGCCAUGGUGUCCCUACUGUUGGCCAAGAAGGCCGCCCCCAUUCAGGUUUUCCUUAAAAACGAGAAGGGGGUAAGCACCACGUAUGAUAUCAAACCGGAUGAGACGGUGAGCCACUUCAAGAGCAGGGUGCAGGCCAGAGAGGGGGUCCCGGUGAGCCAGCAGAGACUCCUCCACGAGAGCAGAGACAUGAAUGAGGGGAAACUCUCCGACUACAACGUCACAGCGAAUAGCACCAUCUUCCUGGUCCUGCGCCUGAGAGGAGGCUGAGGACACUUCAAGUUAAUGAAACUUCUGGACAUUCCUUUAUUUAAACUAAAAAUGAAGAUCACAUAUAUUUGUAUUUAUUUGAAUUCAUAUUGCAAUCAUUAAUACAUUCCUUGAUAAGUAACCAUUCCAAAAUGAUUGGUUUUAUCUUUACAAACAUGUUAUUAUCUUAUUUCAACCCGUUAAAUCUGAUGUCAAAUGUACACCUUAAAGAAUAAAAUAAAGAUCUUAAUCGAAA